CUCCGCCAGCGCUGGAAGCUCCCCUUAGCCUGCUUGCCCUUAUUUAAUUUCGAGUGUGAUUUGGCUAUUUUUAGCAGCUGGAUCCCCUCCAAUCCGCAUUUGCGAGCAGCAGCAGCAGCAGCCGCCGGGAACGUGGAGCUGGUGGGGAGGGGAGGGGAGGGGAUUUAAUUCGCUUCACAACACAGCCACGCCGAGGGGGGGGAGAGAAAAAAAAGGCAAAACCCGAAAACAUCACCAAAACAUCAGCAAAAAGCCAAAGCACCCCCCAAAAAUAACCCAGGCGCUGCGAGAUCAAGCUGAUUGCUGCUGGAAGGACAAUGAGCGAAUCCAGCGCCAAAUCCAGCCAGCCCCUGGCCCCCAAGGGCGAGAAGGACGUGUCGGAGAAACGGGGCCGGGGGCGGCCCAGGAAGAAGCCGCAGCAGGAGCCCAGCGAGGCCCCAACCCCCAAGAGACCCCGUGGACGACCCAAGGGCAGUAAAAACAAAGCCACCCCAAAAGGCAGGAAAGCUGCAGUCACACCAGGAAGAAAACCUCGAGGCAGACCCAAAAAAUCACAGCAGGAUGAGGAGGAGGUGAACAUUUCCCAGGAGUCAUCGGAGGAGGAGCAGUGAGAGCUGCCAGGCGGCGCUACCUCAUCGCCCCACGGUGCCACGGCCGAGGGAGAGGGGACAAACCCCCUGCUCCCCCUGGCUUCUUCCUCCUCCCUCCUCCACUCCUUCCUCAACCUCAGACAAUGGCAGCACUGGAAAAUGGCCCAGCCUGGGUGGCCCCUGCAGCUCCCCUGGCUAUGGGGGGGUACCCAGCGCUGGGUUUUGGGGCAGCCCCACUGGCCAUGGGGGAGCCUGGCAGAGAGAUGGGGCUGGGAACCACCCCCCAGCUCACCUUUGCUGUCCCCACAGCCACCCAGUGCAGGGAUCUCACCCAGCCAGAGCAGGUGCUGCUUGACCCCUUCCAGCACCAGCCUGGGGCAUCUGCAGGGGAGAUGGGGCCAGUCAGUGAAGGCAAAUGCCCUCCCCCCAAAAUCCAUCAGCCCUUUGCUCUUGCUGCCCUGGGCAAACCCCUCUUGGAUCCUCCCCUCAGUCCCUGGGGUGCUGCACAGCUCCUGCAGCCAUGCCAGGAGCUGCCUGGGGGGGGUGGCCCUUUCCUCAUAGGUUCUGGUUUAUAGAUACUCUUUGGUUUUUAGUACUUUUUGUUUGUUUUCCUUCCAUUCACAACUACCUCUGGAUAUUUAAGUUCCACUCUCUGAACUCACAGACGUGCUGCUGCUGUGCCAGCUGCUGGGGCAUCCUUGGCUCCGUGGUUCAUUGCUUGGGGUCUU
Colius striatus (speckled mousebird) is the source of this 1318-nucleotide messenger RNA. RefSeq names its product high mobility group AT-hook 1 (gene HMGA1). Lineage: Eukaryota; Metazoa; Chordata; Aves; Coliiformes; Coliidae. The coding region runs from base 318 to 611 and encodes 97 amino acids. The transcript has 6 exons. Gene Ontology annotation, cellular component: chromatin; nucleus. Gene Ontology annotation, molecular function: DNA binding; transcription coregulator activity. Gene Ontology annotation, biological process: regulation of DNA-templated transcription. The record is from RefSeq and is a predicted model, not a curated record.